AUGCUGGCCGUUGGGCCUCUUGCCCCAGCCCCAGCCCUAGCUCCAGCCCCAGUUCGCGCUGACCAUCUACAUCUAAAUCUACAUCUGCACCCUAAACCUUUUACCCGCAGUCGGACGGCACCAUCUACCGGACCGAGUCGUUGCCAACUCGACGAGAUUGAUUUGAUGGAAUGUGGUAAUGGUAAUGGUACAGUCCCCAUCUAUUCCAAUUCAGCAACGCCGACAGCGGCAGCGGCUCCGUCGACAUCGUCAAUUUCCACUUCGACCUCGACUUCGAUCUCAAGUUCCACUUUGAUCUCGACUUCGACUUCGAUCUCGACUUCCACUUCAUCAUUAUACAGCACGUCGGCUUCGCGCUGGAAAGCCCUGACCACCCGGGACAGCCAGGCUAGUGGUGUGUUCGUCUACGCAGUCCUCACCACCAAGAUCUACUGCCGGCCGGAUUGCAAGGCGCGGCUUGCACGCAGAGCCAACGUCGUCUUCUACGGCACCCCCGACCAGGCAGAGCAGGCCGGCUACAGGGCGUGUAAACGAUGUAAACCUCGCGGUCGAGGGCCGAAACAUGAGCACACGACAGAUGCAUUGUCAUCGUCAGGAAUUGGAUUCCCGCCCUGUUUAUCCCAGAACCGGAGCACUCCUAGUACUGGUAGGUUGGCCGGCAAAGGCGAUCACGACGACGUUGCCAUGUCAACUCGUGCAGUAGUAGCUACGAAUGGCGACAGCUCUGGCCUUGGUGCUGACGCAGGCACUGACUCGACGCAACCUCCGACACAGUUGCACACCUACAACUCAGACGCAGACGCAGACGCAGAUGAUAUCCGGACCAAGAUCUGUCGAGCGGUCCAGCUCAUCCGAAACGCGGCGCUCGAGGGCACCACGCUCAGCUUGUCCCAGCUGUCCAAGGCAGUCGGCCUGAGCAAAUGGCAUCUGCAACGUGUCUUCAAGCGUCUCCAGGGCGUCACUCCGCGCGAGAUGGCCGAGCAAAUCAUCUGUACAGUAAAGAACGAGAACGAGACCGAGACCGUCACGCCUCCGAGUCUCGCGCUCGCCGGGCCUCACAGUCGUAAUGGCGGUGGUGUGGGAAAUGGAAGUGGAAGUGGCAGUGGCAGUGACAGUGACAAUUACCUGGCCCCGAGGGAAUGGGCGACAUCGACAUCUUUCCCGACGACAAGUUCAAGUUCAACAGGGCCCGAGAAAGAUCUUAAUACCAAUAUCAAUCCUGGCUAUAUCGACGCUCUAGACCCCUCCAUCAUCGACCCAGGCCUGGAUCUAUAUACGCAUGUGGACAUGGACAUGGACAUGGAUGUCGAAGUCUUGCUGGGAAACUUAUUUCCAGAGCUCUAUUCUGGCAGAGGGUACGUCGAUGUCGAUGUCGAUAUGGAUGUUGACGGCAGGGGAUGGCUGUCUGGGGGGCUUGCAAGUGGUGAUGGUGAUGGUGAUGGUGACGGUGACGGUGAUGGUAAUUUGUAUUCUUGCAUCUAG
This is a messenger RNA of Capronia epimyces CBS 606.96, 1482 nucleotides long. RefSeq lists its product as uncharacterized. The transcript has a single exon. Gene Ontology annotation, biological process: regulation of DNA-templated transcription; DNA repair. NCBI's taxonomy places the organism in Eukaryota, Fungi, Ascomycota, Eurotiomycetes, Chaetothyriales, Herpotrichiellaceae. The record is from RefSeq and is a predicted model, not a curated record. Bases 1 to 1482 code for a protein of 493 amino acids. Gene Ontology annotation, molecular function: sequence-specific DNA binding; methyltransferase activity; DNA-binding transcription factor activity.